GUUCGCCAUCCAGGCAUCUGCACCGCCGUAUCCUCUGUUCGCUAUUGCGUUCGCCGUGAACGGGAUAGGCAGUGCAAUCAUAAAUGCCCAAGGGAACGCAUACGUUGCUAGUUUGAAGAAGGAUUCUGAGAUGUAUAUGGGAAUGCUACAUGCCAGUUAUGGCGCCGGAGCAUUCUCGGCUCCGCUAGUGGCCACUCAGUUCUCUCAGAUGCCGCGAUGGUCCUUCCACUAUCUUGUGUCCAUGGGGAUCGCAGUCGCGAACCUCGCCUCGCUUGUUCUAGUCUUCCGUUUCCGAUCGCUUGAUGAGUGCCUGGGACUGGUCGGAGAAUCUGCUGGCGAGAAGAGCACUAGCGACCGCAGUACUUUCCGACAGAUUCUUUCGCUGAAGAGCGUCCACCUGCUCUCGAUCUUCGCGCUGAUCUAUGUCGGUGUUGAAGUCACAAUCGGAGGUUGGAUCAUCACAUACAUCAUCGAUGUUCGCCAUGGUGGACCUUCUGCAGGCUACAUUUCGUCUGGGUUCUUCGGAGGCCUGAUGAUUGGUCGACUGGCUCUUCUUUGGGUCAGCAAAGUGAUCGGAGAGAAUCGAGUUCUUUAUCUCUAUGCAUUCCUGGCAAUCGGGUACGCAUUCCUUUUCCUGGCUCAGAAUAGCACAAACUGUAAACUUGUCAGACUCGAGCUCAUCGUUUGGUUUUUGCCCUCUCUGAUCGGCGGUGCGGUUGCUGUCAGUCUGGUCGGGGUGUUCUUGGGCCCCAUCUAUCCUAUCGUCAUGAACCGUGCUGCUCGCGCCGUUCCUCGGUGGUUGCUCUCGCCAUCCAUCGGCUGGAUUGCCGGAUUCGGGCAAACAGGGAGUGCCGC
This is a messenger RNA of Mycena citricolor, 855 nucleotides long. NCBI's taxonomy places the organism in Eukaryota, Fungi, Basidiomycota, Agaricomycetes, Agaricales, Mycenaceae. The record is from the annotation of a GenBank genome assembly.